UAGAGCCAAAGAUGAAGCAGGAUGAAGCCGACCUGACAGGCACCGCCAGCACUCUCAUGACAUACCGAGCCAUAGCAACCGAUGCCUACUUGGUACAGGCUUUCAGCGACCCGCUCGAUGCUGCUUUCGGGCUAGGUCGGCGACUGCGGGAGCUCGCUGAUCGAUGGGAGGAUGUGAGUGAGGAGGUCCUUAGAAUAUUGGAUCGCGUGGAGCAAUUCGCGGCCGGUUUUGUGGGACAGGCGAAUUAUUCGAGUGAGGUUCGAACUAUCUUGAAAUUUUCUGAAAGUGAGAGCAAACACCCCGUCGCUAAGAUACGAGCUGCGAUGAAAGCCAAUCAGAAACCGGUGAGUCGCCGCAAGUGUCUUUUCUGUCGAUGAAGCUUGGCGCAUUAAAAAACAAGCCCCAACAAAAUUCUAAUUUGAUACUAGUAUUUGGUGCUUUGAAAUUUAUGUUGAUGCGGAAUUCAAUGCAGCAUACAUAUUGUUUUAUUCUUCUUUCAACUUUUCUGACGGCUCACAAUAACUGACAAAGCCGAUCUUGUAGGCUGUCGGUCUCGUGAAGUGUUGGUUUUCUUAA
This is a messenger RNA of Strongylocentrotus purpuratus (purple sea urchin), 576 nucleotides long. RefSeq lists its product as uncharacterized. NCBI's taxonomy places the organism in Eukaryota, Metazoa, Echinodermata, Echinoidea, Camarodonta, Strongylocentrotidae. The transcript has 2 exons. Gene Ontology annotation, cellular component: cation channel complex; membrane. The coding region runs from base 12 to 377 and encodes 121 amino acids. The record is from RefSeq and is a predicted model, not a curated record. Gene Ontology annotation, biological process: calcium ion transmembrane transport; regulation of cytosolic calcium ion concentration; manganese ion transport. Gene Ontology annotation, molecular function: inositol 1,4,5 trisphosphate binding; store-operated calcium channel activity.